This is a messenger RNA of Engraulis encrasicolus (European anchovy), 4190 nucleotides long. Its product is annotated as ataxin-1-like. NCBI's taxonomy places the organism in Eukaryota, Metazoa, Chordata, Actinopteri, Clupeiformes, Engraulidae. The record is from RefSeq and is a predicted model, not a curated record. Gene Ontology annotation, molecular function: RNA binding; protein binding. Gene Ontology annotation, biological process: regulation of DNA-templated transcription. The transcript has 4 exons. The coding region runs from base 267 to 3461 and encodes 1064 amino acids.
GCAGACAGACAGACAGGGAAAGAGAGUGAGGCACAGCAGUACGAGACCACCAAACAGAUUCUGACCCAAGACAGUCAGACAGACAGCGUCACAGACAGACAGAGAGACAAACACACAGACGGACUGAUACACAGACAGACACGUGGUGGGAAAUUCAUGGUCAGGACAGUCAGACAGACAACUGAACAGUCAGACAGACAACUGAAUAGACAGUCAGACAGACAGACAGGUUGUGACCUGUGUCAUCAGCCAGCCAGCCAAUCAGCAUGAAGUCUCAUCAGGAGCGCAGUAACGAGAGCCUGCCCCCAAAGAAGCGUGAGCUGGCAGCCGCCAACGCAUCUUCCUCCUUCUCCUCCUCCUCCUCCUCAUCAUCAUCGUCGUCAUCAUCCCCCACCGAGGUGACGCCGUCCUCGACGUCCUCGGAGCGCCUGGACCGGCGCCAUCUGGUGGAGCGAGAGGACAUUGCACGUAGCGGUAACGGUGGCGGUAACGGCGACGAGCACCAGAACUUGGCGUGGCUGGCGAGUGUGUCCAGCGUCGUCCCCCACCACGAGGGUCGCGAUCCGCACCGCGAUCCGCACCGCACGUCACCUGCCGACGGUGGCGACAGCAACGGUGGUGACAGUAGCAACAGGACUCGGCGUUACAAGCCGCUGUCGUCAUCGUCGUCGUCAUCGGACUACUCUUCACAUUUGACGUCGUCUUUAUCGCCUUCCUUAUCGUCGUCGCCAUCGUCGGUGGCGGCGUCCAGAGCAGUGGCGCUCGGUGUCACCACCACCACCACCGCACUCCCCCCCGCCGCCGCGCACUACAGCACUUCCCCUCUUUCGACUGCAGGGGGCGCCAUCCAGUACACCCCGCUGAGCCCAGGCGUGCACUUCAUUGCGCCCCAGUACGCAGGGGCCUACGCUGGGUACAUCUCGCCCCUGGGCCCCCCUCCUCCACCACCACCUCCACCUCCAUCAUCAUCAUCAUCUUCAUCAUCGUCAUCUAAACUGGACCAGCACCACCCCCAUCACCACCAUCACCACCAGCAGCAUCAGCAUCAGCACCAGCAGUCCAAAGUGUCGGACCCGUCCUCCUCCUCCUCCUCGGCCCAUUCCAGUCAGUACCCGCACAGCAGCAGUACCACCACCAGUACCACCGGUACCAAGCGGACCAGCAGCUCCAGCGCUGCCUCCUCUCCCCACAGCCACGGCGGGCCGGGCCACUCUCUUGCUCAGAUCAACUUCCCCUUCCCGGACCCACCGACACCGACAACACCGGCGCCGAUGCCGACACAGACACUGACGCCGGGUCACAGACACAGGCAGCUGGUGAACGGAGACCUGGACAAGAACCCGAGCCAGAACCAGAACCAGAGUCGGAGGUUCUCGGGCCCGUCCCCAUCCCCGUCCGAGUCCAAAUCAGGCGGAACCAGACACCACCACUCGCAGCAGCACUACUACGAGUACGCCGGUACCACCGCAACCACCACCACCGCCACACAGCAGAACGGGCCGCACCACCACCACCACCACCACCACGACCCUUCGCUUCGGACCUCCGUCAUGCUGAUUCCAAACAGCCACGGUGGUUCUGACUCGGUUCUGACCACUACGGCGGCGGAGAAAGGCGGCGGUGGCGUUGGUGGCGGCAUCUGUGCCGGCAAGCCGGUCGUGACACGGACUCCUUCGUCCUCCUCCUCCUCUUCAUCCUCCACGCACUUCCUCUCGCCCGCUGCACUGACGCUGGACGGCCUGAAGGGGUCGCCGACGGUCAUCCACGGCACCGGCGCCGGUACCGGUACCACUCUGAGCGAGGCGGCGGCGCUGUCUCUGGGCGCGGCCGGCUUCUACCAGGCGGCGAGCCACCACCAGCAGCCCAUUUACGGAUACAUCGCCGGAGCCGGAGUCGGAGCCGCAACGUCCCUGGGCUACCACAUGGGGGCGCUAGGAGCACACCACCUCCUCAUCCCCGUCAGUGGCACCGGGACACACGCACAUGCACAUGCGAUGGGCUUGGACCCCAUCUCCGUCUCCGCGUCCGGUAUCGUGGUCACCACUAACGCCUCCCUAACGUCCACCUCCUCCUCCUCCUCCUCCUCAUGCUCCACCUCUCCACCCUUCUCCUCCUCCCCUCAUCAUCAUCAUCAUCCCUCCAUUCCACCCCUCCAACAUCCCCACCACCAUCACCAACACACGUUUAUCGCCCCAGCUCCUCCACCCAAGAUCAGCAGCGGCGGAGGCGACUCCACCUUCGAUUCCCCACCACUCACCACCGCUUACUCCACCAUCCCGUAUCCAGGAGGAGGAGGAGGAGGAGGAGGAGGAGGAGGAGGAGGGCACCACCCGACCGGACAGCUCCAUCUGCAGGCCCAGCUGCACCUCCCCCUGCUCCAGCAGACCUCCGCAGGCCUCCUCGCCUCCUCCCCCUCGUUACUACCACCUCCUCCUCCUCCAUCUUCAUCCAUGCCCCCACCUUCAUCACCCUCACCGUCCUCCGCUGGAGUCACCAAUAACGGCAACCCCAACCCCAACCUCAACGCGGCCCCUUCGCUGCCCCCGUACUUCGUCAAGGGUUCAAUAAUCCAGUUGGCGGACGGCGAGCUGAAGCGCGUCGAGGAGCUUAGCACCGAGGACUUCCUGCAGAGUGCUGACAUCAGUGGCGACCUGCGCAUCGACUCCAGCACCGUGGAACGCAUCUCGGCCAGCCCCGCUACGCCCAACUACGCACUCGUGCAGUUCGCCGUGGGGGAGCACCGCGCACAGGUGAGUGUGGAGGUCCUGGUGGAGUACCCCUUCUUCGUGUUCGGCCAGGGCUGGUCUUCCUGCUGCCCGGACCGUACCACCCAGGUGCUGCAGCUGCCCUGUGCCAAGCUGGCCGUGGGCGACGUCUGCAUCUCCCUCACCCUCCGCAGCCUCAAGAACGGAGCCCUCAAGAAGAACCAGAACCAGAACCAGAACCACGACAGGAACCAGAACCACGACAGGAACCACGAGAGGAACCAGAGCCAGAACCAGGCGAUGGAGAUCCAGAACACACAGGGAGGAGGUGGAGGAGGAGCAGGAGGAGCAGGAGGAGGAGGAACACUCAAGGCCCCCUCACGGGCGGGGAACGGACAUGGCCGAGGAGGAGGAGGUGGAGGUGGAGGAAGAGGAAGAGGAGGAGGAAGAGGACUACAGAGUCUACUGGGAUCUACAGGCGUAGAGAACGGAGACCUGAGAAGCGAAGGGGAGGUGGAGGUGGAGAGGGGGAGUAGUGGAGGAGGAGCAGGAGGUGGAGGAGGAGGUGCGGAGGCAGGGCUAGGUCUCGGGAGGCCGGUGGCACGCAAGAGGAGGUGGUCGGCCCCCGAGGGGCGUAAGGUGGAGCGUCUCUCCGAGGAGGAGGAGCAGGAGCCUCCGCUGGCACCUCCCAAGGUCUCCUUCCUCUCGCAGGAGGUGAAGAUGAGCAUCGAGGGACGAUCCAGCCUGGGCAAGUGAGGAGAGGAGGAGAGGAGAGGAGGAGAGGAGGAGGAGGAGAGGAGAGGGACGCUCCAGCCUGGGCAAGUGAGGAGAGGAGGAGAGGAGGAGAGGAGAGGAAAACGGAGAAGGGCCUCUUCAACAUGGGCAAACGAAAGAAGAACAGAGGACAGGACAGGAGAGGAGAGGGGAGGAGAACCUCAGGAAGUGAACACAGAGUAGAGAAGAGGGGAAGAGGUGAUGAGAGGAGAAGAGGACAGAGGGGAAUAGAAGAGCGAGUACUUCAAAUGGAUAAAAAGGAGAGGACAGCAACAGGACUGUUCAACGCCGGCUUUCACAUAAUUGAAAGACACACAACACCAAGAAAUACCCCCCCCCCCCCAAAAAAAAGAGUUGCAUUUUAAUUUUAUUUUCAUCCUUUCCUCUCUUUUUCUUUUUUUCUUUUUUUUUCUAUCCGGAUUACUGUACUGUUGCCGAAAAUGUAAAAGUAUUUACCCGUCAUCCAUAUUCAGUCUCUGUAGUCAUGACAUAGUUAUACUGUAUUACAGCUGGUGUAAUUGUUUUGGAGGAGGAUUCCGCAGAAGUGUGUGUGUGUGUGUGUGUGUGUGUGUGUGUGUGUGUGUGUGUGUGUGUGUGUGUGUGUGUGUGUGUGUGUGUGUGUGUGUGUGUGUGUGUGUGUGUGUGUGUGUACGUGUUAAUUUGAUUCAUGUUCAUGUCUGUGAACUUGUAUGUGCAUAUGUUUGGAUGUGU